Messenger RNA from Anopheles darlingi, 18488 nucleotides. RefSeq names its product titin-like. Gene Ontology annotation, molecular function: protein binding. The transcript has 16 exons. Bases 20 to 17956 code for a protein of 5978 amino acids. The record is from RefSeq and is a predicted model, not a curated record. NCBI's taxonomy places the organism in Eukaryota, Metazoa, Arthropoda, Insecta, Diptera, Culicidae.
AGAAGCGAUCGUACAGGAAAUGCCCGAGGAAGUGAAGGUUACCGAGGUAAUCACCGAGGAGGGCAUGUCCAAGAAACAAGUGAUCAAGAAGCGUGUCAUCAAAAAGAAGGCUGGUAAGAAGGAACAGGUCACCGAGAUCGUCACUGUCCAAGAGGACGAUCAGCAACCUCAGACGACCGUCACUGUCACGGAGAAGGAGCUUCCGUUCGAAGAGGUCUCCGAGUUCGUUCCGUCGCGCAUUGAGCUACAAGAAGCGAUCGUACAGGAAAUGCCCGAGGAAGUGAAGGUUACCGAGGUAAUCACCGAGGAGGGCAUGUCCAAGAAACAAGUGAUCAAGAAGCGUGUCAUCAAAAAGAAGGCUGGCAAGAAGGAACAGGUCACCGAGAUCGUCACUGUCCAAGAGGAUGAUCAGCAACCUCAGACGACCGUCACUGUCACGGAGAAGGAGCUUCCGUUCGAAGAGGUCUCCGAGUUCGUUCCGUCGCGCAUUGAGCCACAAGAGGCGAUCGUACAGGAAAUGCCCGAGGAAGUGAAGGUUACCGAAGUAAUCACCGAGGAGGGCAUUCCCAAGAAACAAGUGAUCAAAAAGCGUGUCAUCAAAAAGAAGGCUGGCAAGAAGGAACAGGUCACCGAGAUCGUCACUGUCCAAGAGGAUGAUCAGCAACCUCAGACGACCGUCACUGUCACGGAGAAGGAGCUUCCGUUCGAAGAGGUCUCCGAGUUCGUUCCGUCGCGCAUUGAGCCACAAGAAGCGAUCGUACAGGAAAUGCCCGAGGAAGUGAAGGUUACCGAGGUAAUCACCGAGGAGGGCAUUCCCAAGAAACAAGUGAUCAAAAAGCGUGUCAUCAAAAAGAAGGCUGGCAAGAAGGAACAGGUCACCGAGAUCGUCACUGUCCAAGAGGAUGAUCAGCAACCUCAGACGACCGUCACUGUCACGGAGAAGGAGCUUCCGUUCGAAGAGGUCUCCGAGUUCGUUCCGUCGCGCAUUGAGCCACAAGAAGCGAUCGUACAGGAAAUGCCCGAGGAAGUGAAGGUUACCGAGGUAAUCACCGAGGAGGGCAUGCCCAAGAAACAAGUGAUCAAAAAGCGUGUCAUCAAAAAGAAGGCUGGUAAGAAGGAACAGGUCACCGAGAUCGUCACUGUCCAAGAGGACGAUCAGCAACCUCAGACGACCGUCACUGUCACGGAGAAGGCCCUUCCGUUGGAAGAUGUUUCUAAUUUGGGAAAAAAAUAUUUCACGAAGCAAACUCACACAGUAGAUUCACUUACCUCACAACUUGUUACACAAUACAAUAAUCCACAAACUCACUCAGAUACACUUCCUUUUGAUUUGGACACUAAAGAAAACACUUCGUCAACUUACAUCACUACAUUUGAAUCAUGUACAGACAACAACCAAACAGUCAUCAAGACCAAAAACAUAAAGAUAACACAAGAGCAGGGGGCUCUUAUUGAAGAGCCUUUGGAUAUUGAUGACAGUAUAGUGCAUUUUCCGAGUAUGCAGUCGGAAGUACUAAUUGAGGAAGUACAAGAAUCUGCACCACAACCUCACCUUACAGACCUUGAAGAGACACCUACGAUUGUACAAGAAGUCGAAACAAAUCACAGAGCUCAGAAGAAACAAAUACAAACACAUAUUCAACAGGAUACAACGAUUCUUCCUUUUAACGAGGGUACAGUCACAAUACCAGAAGAAGUAGCCCAAACAGCCGAUGCUCAUACCGUAAUCUCUGCGCAGCUAACAGGCAAAAUAUCAAAAGGAACUGUUAUCCAAGGGGUCGAUUUAUCUUUAAUUGGGCAAGAAGAAACUGAAGCGCCUCUAAGAACAUUCGAUGCACAAAAAGAACAAGCAUGCAUAACAACGGAACUACCUGAAACAGUUAGUGUGCAACAAGUAUUGACUGCCUCGGGCACCAUUGGUAAGCAAGUCACUAAAAAGAAGGUCCUUAAAAAGAAAAUCGGUCAAAAAGAGGAACAGAUCGAAAUAGUUACAGUGCAAGAAGACGACAAACCGGCUGAAACAACUAUAACAGUGAUCGAGGAACAAACUCCGUCAUUAGAACAGAUAAAGGAUGACACCAAGCCAAAGAAAAAGAAGGUGAGGGUCAUUAAAACGAAAGAUGAUACUGAUGAUGUGAUCGAACGAUUGCUUAAUCUAGAAGUGAAGAGAACAGAGCUCGAGCAAUACGAGAAAAUUGAUGUUGACCUACCCAAGAGGUCCCGGCCUAUCGAAGAAACGACGAUCGUAGAGCAUCCUGAUGUAUUGGAAGAAGUUCGAACCGAGGGUGGUGUUAUAAAGAAGCAGACUAUAAAGAAAAAGAUCAUCAAGAAGCGUGUUGGUCCGAAAGAGGAAAUCACUGAGGAGGUAACAGUGCAUGAGGAAGGUAAACAACCUCAAACCACUGUUACAAUAAGCAAGCAAAUUGUGCCAUACGAUAACACCGAGCCACUGGAUGAAGAAUUGAGACCUCAACAAGCGAUUUCUCUAGACGAUGAUGCUUCUGUUAAAAUUGUUAAAAAGAAGACAAAGAAGGUUGUACACCCUACAACAGUGUUGGAAGAAGUGCCACAAGAAAUAUCUAAAAAUCUACCGACAGAGUCAGUACCUGCUGAACAACCAAUCAUCGAAGAGCUUCCUGAACACAUUGAGGUUGUAGAAAGUGUCAGCAAUGAUGGCAAACUCAAGAAGCAUACUACUAAAACGAAAGUUAUUAAAAAGAAAACGGCUGACAAGAUAGAAGAGGUCAAAAUUGUUACAGUUCAGGAAGAUGACCUGGAGCCAGAAACAACAGUCACCAUGACAGAGGAAGAUAAUGUUCCUGAAGCAGUGCAGGUCGAUACUCCAAUCGUGAAACCCAAGAAGAAAAAGGUUAAAACUAUCAGAAAGAAGGGAGACAAUACUGAUGAUAUCAUUGAGAAGUUACUGAACUUAGAAGUGCAGAAAACGGAGCUCGAGAAAUACGAAAAGAUUGACGUUGAUAUCCCUAAGAAAAUUACUCCCAAGUUACUUCCAACGCAUAUUUCUUCAGACGAAACGUUAGAAAAAGAAACCCGUAAUACAGAAGGCACCGGAAAACAAGUAACUAGAAGAAAAAUCAUCAAAAAGAAAUUCGAUCAGCAAGAGGAACAGAUCGAAAUAGUUACAGUGCAAGAAGACGACAAACCGGCUGAAACAACUAUAACAGUGAUCGAGGAACAAACUCCGUCAUUAGAACAGAUAAAGGAUGACACCAAGCCAAAGAAAAAGAAGGUGAGGGUCAUUAAAACGAAAGAUGAUACUGAUGAUGUGAUCGAACGAUUGCUUAAUCUAGAAGUGAAGAGAACAGAGCUCGAGCAAUACGAGAAAAUUGAUGUUGACCUACCCAAGAGGUCCCGGCCUAUCGAAGAAACGACGAUCGUAGAGCAUCCUGAGGUAUUGGAAGAAGUUCGAACCGAGGGUGGUGUUAUAAAGAAGCAGACUAUAAAGAAAAAGAUCAUCAAGAAGCGUGUUGGUCCGAAAGAGGAAAUCACUGAGGAGGUAACAGUGCAUGAGGAAGGUAAACAACCUCAAACCACUGUUACAAUAAGCAAGCAAAUUGUGCCAUACGAUAACACCGAGCCACUGGAUGAAGAAUUGAGACCUCAACAAGCGAUUUCUCUAGACGAUGAUGCUUCUGCUAAAAUUGUUAAAAAGAAGACAAAGAAGGUUGUACACCCUACAACAGUGUUGGAAGAAGUGCCACAAGAAAUAUCUAAAAAUCUACCGACAGAGUCAGUACCUGUUGAACAACCAAUCAUCGAAGAGCUUCCUGAACACAUUGAGGUUGUAGAAAGUGUCAGCAAUGAUGGCAAACUCAAGAAGCAUACUACUAAAACGAAAGUUAUUAAAAAGAAAACGGCUGACAAGAUAGAAGAGGUCAAAAUUGUUACAGUUCAGGAAGAUGACCUGGAGCCAGAAACAACAGUCACCAUGACAGAGGAAGAUAAUGUUCCUGAAGCAGUGCAGGUCGAUACUCCAAUCGUGAAACCCAAGAAGAAAAAGGUUAAAACUAUCAGAAAGAAGGGAGACAAUACUGAUGAUAUCAUUGAGAAGUUACUGAACUUAGAAGUGCAGAAAACGGAGCUCGAGAAAUACGAAAAGAUUGACGUUGAUUUACCGACAAAAUUGAAAAAACCGGAAGAAAGUAUUCUUGAAGAACUCCCUAAGUUAUUGGAAACAAAGGAAGAAUCGAAGUCAAUUACCAAAAAGAAAUCUGUUAAAACCACACCAACGCUAAACUCCACUAUCUUAGAAACAGUUGCUGAAUAUCCUCUUCCACAAGCAAUUGUCGAAAAUCUCGACUUUAAAGACCAACCAAUCCUUGAUGCGGUGUCAGCGUCUGUCGGAGCACUAUUUCCCCAAACAUAUGAACAAGUACAAGAGUUUGUAUUUGAGAUGCCACAGGAGCAGCUGCCAGUUGUUGAGGAAAUGCCUGAGGAGACAAAAGUACAAGAAAUUGUCACUGCUAGUGGAGCUGUUAAGAAACAAACUACAAAAAGAAGAACUGUUAAAAAAACCACUGGCGAUAAACAAGAGUUGGUUGAAGUCAUCACGGUGCAGGAAGAAGGACAGGCACCAGAAACAACGAUUACCAUUACAGAAUCCGAAAUUCAAGCAGAGCUGCCGGUUGUUCUCGAGGAUGUAGAAAGUGAAGUAAAACCUAAACCUAAACAAAAAUUGAAAAAGAAGAAAGUCAAAACUAUCGAAACCACCGAUGAAGUGGAUGAUAUCAUUGAAAAACUACUUAAUCUCGAAGUAAAGAAAACUGAAUUGGAACGAUACGAAAAAAUUGAAGUUGAGUUGAAGAAACGGGCCAAAUUAGUCAUAGAAGAGGAGGUGCCUCAGCCCGAGUCCUCAAUAGCAAUUUUGGAAACUUUAGAGCAACCAGCAACUACCACUGUGCAUAAGUCUUUGACAAAGCAGUUGCCAAAAGACACAGAAGAAUUGAAAGAAAUGUCAAAAAAGAAACCCAAAUCGACACAUCUCACAGAGCUUGAAAAACAACCACUAAUAAUUGAAACAAAAGAAACUGCGAUAGUUUUAGAAGAACAGCCCGAAGAAAGCGUUGCAGACCGACCGAAUGCUAGUCCGGAGAAAACAAGUAAACCAAAAAAGGUUAAAAAAUCUAGGACCGUCAUAGAACAAGAGAUAUCUUCAAAGCACGAAGGACUUGAAGUAAUUUCAGAGAACAUUGCCUCAGCUAAUGAUCAGUCUGAGCCUGCUCCAAUAAUUCAAGCGCCGGAAGAAUUGACGGAAACCGAUAUAGCUCGUGAGCUGGUCAUAACCGAGCCAUUGCUUCAGGAAGCCGUGAUAGAAGAAUCUGCGGCAACGUUCCUAAUGUUCACCGAAAAAUCGCUAAAGAAAACAACUUCUGAGAAAACAGAGGACUCUCCUGCCGUGGAUCAAGAAUCCAAAAAGGUUGAGAAGAAAAUAAAGAAAAAACCGAAAAAGAUGAUUAAAGCAGAAGAAGAUGAAGAGCUGCAACGAUUGCUAAACCUAGAAGUGGAAAAGACACACCUAGAACAGUAUGAAAAGGUUGAGCUUGAUAGUAAACCGAAACCGGAAAAACCGAAACUAGUACUGGAGCCGCAAAAAAUCGAGAGAAAAGAACAGAAACCACAUCAAAUGCAAAUCACAGAAUGUAACGAGCUGCCACAGAUGGUUCGAUUGAGAAAGGUAAAGAUACCUGAGCGUAAAGAAGUGGAAGAAACGCUAGUGCCAAAAGUGUUACUGAAAAGCCGCAUGGUCUUAGUAGAGUAUCCGCCUGCAAUGCUUCUACCAAAAAUUAUCAGUAUGUCGAUCCACAGAGCAAUUGGGGAGAUGUCAAGGAUCGAGGAAGACGACGAUGAUAUUAAGUUGAAAAAACUGAAGAAAAUCAAAACUACAAAGGGCAAGAAAACUGAAUUGGAAAAACCAGACCGUACUGAUUUCGAAGAUGUAAAACCCGAGAAAGAAGAGUUUGAUCAAGAGGCGCACAGAUAUGAAAGAAAGCCAAAACAGAUAACUAAGGACGAGCCAAACGAACGAACACUUACGCUUGGUAAAGGGAAAUUGAAGAAUGAUGAACUUGAAGGCGAACAGGUAAAGCUAAAGAAAACACCCAUAAAACACACGGAAAAAGACGAAGAACAGCCUAAGGCUUCUAAAAAGGAGAUACUCAAACCAUCGGAGGGCGAACCCGAGCAGAGUAAGCAUCCCGUAGACAAACUUGAGUUUACGCCUUUAGAUAUUCCAGAUUAUUCGAUCGACAGGGAUGCAUAUGAAGCUCCGCAGCCUGAACAAGAAGUCCGAGAAGAGAAGGAGAAUAAGAAGCCAAAGACAAAAAGGGCAUCAACAGCUCCAGAAACAGAACAGGAGGAAAAUAAACCGCUUGUUUUGGGCAAAGGUAAGCCUGCAGAAGAUGCAUCCGAGAACGAUAUCAAGUUUAGGAUUCCGACAGCGGAAAAGCCUAAAGAGGAGCCAACCGAUAUCAAGCUCAAACCAUUCGAGAAGCCGUCUCCAACAGAAGAAAAAACCGAAAGAGAGGCUGAUCGUGACAUGGCCCUGCCUUCCACACCGGAAAAGCCGCAACAAUCGGACGUAGAUAUUACUGCUCCAGUGAAAGCGAAGAAAAUUAUAAAGAAAACCAUACAUAAACGUAAACCGGACAGUGUAGAUCAGAUAGCAGAUGUGACCGAUGAAGAAAUCUCUCAAACCGUAACGGAUAUUGGAGACACUCUUCCGGAUGUAAUUACUGCUGUGAUUCCUAAAACCAUCGCCGACGAAGGAUUCGAGAAGUCGGAUGAAUUUUCCGUAUCUCCAACUCCAAAGAGUAACAUCGUAAUAGAAGAGCUACCCGAAGAUAUUCAAGUGACAAAGGGUGAAACCAAAUCUGGUGCAAUAGAGCAAAUGACCGUUAGAAAGCGUGUUAUUAAGAAGAGAAAGGACGACAAAGAAGAAAUCAUUGAAAUCGUCACGGUCCAGAAAGGAGAUGACAUGCCUGAAGCAACCAUUACAGUUACCCAAAUGUCUCCGGAUGAAACCAUUACGGCACCCGAUGAGAAAUCAAAGAAGCGCAAGCUGUGCAUCAAGAAAACAGUUAAACCUGAUAGCCUAGAAGCAGAUAUUGAUCGUUUGCUUAACGAAGAGAUUACGAAAACUGAGCUGGAAGUUUACGAGAAAAGCGAGUACGAACCAACUAAGCGCUCCCGCGAGCAACCGGAGGAUGCGUCAUUGCAACCAGAGCCGUCAGUGCUGGAGCAGGUUCAAACCGUCAAGAAGCCAAGUAAAAAACCCAAGGCCAAGAAACCACAACAACAAGUCAGCUUAUUACAAGAAACACCUACAGAAUCAUUGGUUCCACUCAAACCAGCUGGACACGCCGAUACUCUACAGACACCCGACACAAAACACACAGAAGACAAACGUUCUUCAAGUGCAGCUACUGUGGAUUUGCAAGAAGAUACUUUCGUGACGAACGAGUUCGUUGAAACCGCACCUUUAGGAGAUGUGGCGCAGCCCGUAGAUAUCCAGGAAGUAGCCACUGAGCAGCCCGAAGUGAUAGCAAAGCCUCAAGUAACUGCCGCUCCUAUGGAGCAGUUUUCAGAUGAACCACUGGAACAGACGGACAUCGUAUCGACAGAGCAGCCAGAGGAACUUCAAGCGGCCCCUGUCGAGAUAGCUUCCGAUGUAACGGAGAUGCCAACCGUGAGUAAACCCUUGAUUGAAGCAGCACCCGUGGAAGAAGUGUUCCAACAACAGGUAGAAGAGACUGGUACGACAGAGGCGCUGGAGCUACCGACACACCAUGUUGAGGCGGUCGAUGUACCGGACGCUGCGACACAAACACCAUCUGUGCAAACGAAGCCUAUCCUUGAAGCGGCCCCUGUGGAGGAGUUACUCGAUCAGGCCGAAGAGGAAACAGAUCGUGUGCCGUCCUUGGCAAUGGAUACUUUUCAGGUUAUCCCUAUGGAUAUAUCAGACCACGCCAAUGAAAGACCGCAGGUGCAAGCAAAGCCUCUUUUGGAAGCAGCGCCCGUACACGAUCAGUUUGAUGUAUCGGUAGAGGAAGCAGAUACGGUAGCCUCGGUUACACUGGAAGAGGAGCAUUUGACGCCAGUAGAAGUACCGGACGUUGCGACAGAGGUACCAGCCGUCGAACUUAAGCCAACAGUUGCGGCAGCACCUGCCGAAACUCAGCUGGACCAACCGGUUGAAGAGACUGCUCCUGUUGAGCUGGCACCAUUGGAGGCUGAGAAACUUGAGCCCGUCGAAGAGCAGCGGGUUGAGCCGACAGAGCAGGCGCAGCUUGCUCCAGCGGCCACCGUCGAAAUCGCGCCAGCCGAAGCUCCCAAGAAGGUCGUCAUGAAGGUGAAAGUAACGAAGAAAACCAAGAAAUCCAUCGACGAUGACGAGGAAUUGCAACGAUUAUUAAACCUGGAAGUCGAAAAGACGGAGCUUGAACAGUACGAGAAAAUUGAUCUGGAUGCAACGCCGAAGGCUAAACCAGAAAAGGGUGAGAUUGUUAAAUUAGAGCCUAUUAAGAUCGAGCGAAAAGAACAGAAACCUAUUAAACAACAAAUCACUGACACACAAGAACCACAAACAGUUAAACUCCGUAAAACAAUCAUCCCAGAGAGGCCGGAAUUGCAGGAAGUGACGGUGCCGAAGGUAUUACUCAAGAGCCGGAUUGACCUUGUCGAGCAUUCGUUCAAGGGUCAGCAACCAAAGAUUGUUGAACUGGACACGAGACCGGGCGUAGGACAAUUGUCGCACAUCGAAGAGGACGACACGGAGCGUACUAAGAAGACCAUUAAGAAGGUGAAGAUUAUUAAGAAAGAAAAACCAGAAUUAGAAACACUGGAUAUAGAAAAAUAUGAAAAAGAACCAAAAGCUGAAGAACCGAAGGAGGAAGAAAAGCCCAAGUAUCAACGCCAAGUGAAAGACACUCCUAAAGAGGAAACGGAGGAGCGUACUUUGCAGCUGGGUAAGGGAAAAUUAGUGAAGGAAGAUGAGCAGCAAGAAGAGGUUAAAUUGAAGAAAUUGCCCACAAAACCUAAAGAAGAAACUGUUGAACAAGAAAAGCCGAAGAAAAAGUCUACAGAAAAACCUAUGGAAGAAGAUUUAGAAGGCAAGAAGCGGCACGUGGAGAAGCCUACAUUCGAACCAACUGAUAUUCCCGAUUAUGAAACCCCACUAGAGCCAUAUGUCAAACAUGAAGACGAACCGAUCGAAAAGCCUGCAAACGAGCCAGAAAAACCAGUGAUUCCGAAGGAACCAAAGGUACCGCAGGUUCCGGAAGAACCAGAGCACAAGAUUAUUCUCGGUAAGGGUAAAAAACCGGAGCCGGAACCAGAAGAUGAAUUCAAAUUCCGCAAACCUACUCCUACUAAACCGGAGCAAGAGAAGGAGGAAAUCAAGCUCAAACCAUUCACGAAACCCGUCCCAGAGAUAGAGCCUAAAGAGCGUGAAGCGGAUCGAGAUAUGGCUCUUCCUACUCCCAAGGACACUCCUGAAGAUACGGACAAGGAAAAGACCCCAAAGAAAGUGAUUAAGAAGAUCAAAAAACCCAAGGCACCAUCCCAGGAAGAGGAAACGGUGGCAGUCGAGGAAGAAACUGCGAAAGAGCCUGUUCCAGUUGAAUUGCGUGCUCCAGCACCUGAGGCAACGGUUGAAGAAGCACCACUUAACAAAAAGCAAUCGAAACAAUUGCCAGUGGAGCAACCUUCCGAGGCAAUGUUGCCACAGCCCAUCGAAGAACAUACCGAAGAAUUGGUUAUUUCUCAAUCCGCACCAGCUGAAAAGCCCAUUGAAACUAUGCUAGAGCAGCUGGAGGAAGCUAUUGUAGAAAAGCCAACAGAGGUACAAGAGCGUAAAGAAGUCAAGGGAAUUAAGAAGAAGGUAAUCAAGAAACCGAAAGCCAAACCGGAAGCAGAUGUAGAGCUGGAACGUUUGCUGAACCUCGAGGUUGAAAAGACGGAACUGGAAACAUAUGAAAAGGUAGAUCUAGAGCCGAAGGAAAAAUUGAAACUAGAACCUCAAAAGCCGGUGGCAGUUGCGACGCCAAACGAAAAACCGGUGGAACCAGAGCCGGUCAUCGUAGAGCCAAUGUUCUCUGAAGCAAAGGUGGUUGAAGAAAUAUCGAUCCCAGAAGAAAUUAAAACAAUAGCUCCUCAGCAAGAACCAAAGCUAAGAGAAACCGAAGCCAUUCCCAUACCGGAACAUGUAGCCACUGCUGUACAGCAGAGCCCGGUUACAGUACUGAAGGACGAGCCAGCGGUUACGCCUGUUGAAGUGCCAGAGGUUCCAGUGGAGCCAGCGAAGGUAGAUGAAAAGAAGGUUACCAAAAAGAAGAUCAUCAAGAAGCCGAAAAAGGCUUCUAUAGAUGAUGAUGAACAGCUACAAAGACUAUUGAAUCUAGAAAUUGAAAAGACGGAAUUGGAAAAGUACGAGAAAGUGGACGUGGAAAUUAAGAAACCGGAAAAAACGGUAGAAUCGGUCGAUGAGCGGCAUGAAUCCCAGGUAGCUGUGGUUGAAGAGGCAGCACCGGUGGAAGUAACGAUCAAGCCUAAAAAGACAGUCAAGAAACCGGUCGAACCCGAACCUGUGGAUACCGAGUUUAAAAUAAAGAAAAAACCGCGACUUCCUGAAGCACCAAAAGAAGUAGAGGAGCAAAUUGUGCUGAAGAAAACGCCACCACCAGCCGAAGAAACGAUGAGCGUGGAACGUAUUAUCAAGAUCGAGAUAGAACAGCCGGAAACGAGCAAGCCACUGAUCGAAGAAGUGGAACAGGAUGAACCACAUGCACCCGAUGAAACGGAGGCAACAGUGGAACCUGUUGUCGAGGAACCAGUCGACGUUGUAUCGUUAGUGGAAGAAGAUAUCGUACCGGUACAACCACUGGUAGAAGAGGUUCACGAUGUGCAACCGAUCAUUGAGGAUGCAAUCAUUGAGGUUCCCUCUGAGGAGAUGCCUAGGAUCGUGGAGUCGGUUCCUAUUGAAGCGAUCGUUGAAGUGCAACCACAGGCAGUGCCCGCUCCUAAAGUCAUCGAAAGCAGACUCGAGACCUUAGAAAAGGUACUGGAAAAACCGGCUGAAAAACCGAAGAAGAAGGUCGUGGUGGUCAAGAAGAAGAAGGCAAGCAUCGAUGACGAUGGCGAGUUACAACGGUUGUUGAACUUGGAAAUCGAGAAAACUGAGCUGGAACAAUACGAACGGGUAGACGUAGACCUGCGAAAGCGAGAAAAAGUUCAGAUUGACCAGCAACCAAAACCACAACAAGCGGUCGAGUCCACCGUGGAACCUGAACAGAGUGCGCAGGUGAAGCUGCCACACAAAAAGAGUCAACCGAAGGUAGAAACCAUCGAAGAAACGGAGGUUGAAGUUAAGAUAAAACCCAAGAAGCAACCGAUGACCGAAGAGGUUGAGCAAGAGACCACAAUUUCUCUCAAGAAGCCAAAGAAAAAACCACAAAUUACGGAGGAGACCGCUACCGAAGAGGUAAUCGUACUGAAACCAUCCGUACCCAAGCCGGAAGAUGUUGAAGAUGUGGAGGAAGUGGUGAAAUUAAAGAGUAAACCAGCACCGUAUACUACGGACGAGGCAGAAGCCUCGUUGGAGAUUGUUCGCAAAGUAGAACAGCCAGUGGAGAUUUCAGAACCGGCGAUUCAAACCACGGAACCGGCGAUAGUACCGGUGGAAGAAGUAGCUAAGAAACCGGAAGAGAAGAAACCAAAGAAGAAAGUUGUGCCAAAGAAAAAGAAGGAAGAUGACAUUGAUGAAAUUACUAGAAAGCUGCUCGAGAUGGAUGUGCCGAAGACGGAGUUGGAAAAGUAUGAAAAGGUGGAUCUGGAGCUGGCCAAGAAACCCAAAGACACAGUCGAAGAAGUCACGAUGGUGAAACGUAAGCCGAAAAUUAAGCCAUCCGUCGAAGAAGAAGAAGAAGAAGUGGAGGCGAAGCUCGCUCUCCCGCGCAAGAAAUCAGCAGCCCCAGAACCAGAAGAGGCAGAAGCCACGUUUAAGGUGGCUAGAAAGCCUUCUGUGCCAGCUGAGACCGAGGAUGUUGAAGCAUCAAUUACCAUCACCAAAGAACAGGAGCUGCCGGAAGAAGAGAUAACCGAGCAUGUGGUGGUACGAAAGCAGCGACCUCGUCCCAAGCCAGCCUUCCGACGCGAGGUGCUGGAUGAAGAGGAGGUACGCAUUAAGAAGAUCAAAAAGGUGCGACAACCGCGUCCUGUCUUCAAGGAUAUUGAACCCGAAAACGUAACGUUCCGGCCGAAGCGAACUAAACACAUUGAAGACAUUGAGCAGGAAUUCAAGAUUCAAUUGGAUUCCUACGCCCGUGAAGAGAUAUCUAUGUCCGGCCGAGUGAAGCUCCCCGCGCCGUACAGCUACGGUGAGGAGACAGGCGAAGCCCACAUCACAAUCGUCAAGCAGGUCGACGAAGAUGACGAGGUAGUGUACGAGGUCAUCUAUGACGAUAGUGAACAGGAUGCGGAAGACGAUUACUACCGCUACGAGGAGGACACUGAGAACGUGGUGCUCGAGCUGCGCAAGCGGCGCGAGAAGCUCGAAAGCCUUAUCACGCAUCACGAGGAGGAGAUCUCUCUCGACCUCACCAUUCAACGCAACAGAUCACAGCUCACCACCACACACGAAGAAGAAUCAUUCACACUGAAACAGCCCAAGAAAGUCCUACCGACAUACUCUGAAGAAACUGCCUCAUUGAAAAUCGUCCGUGAAGGUGAGAGGGGUCGUACUGGAGAGGUUUAUUGCAAGGGCGGGUUUGCUGAAAUAAAGCAUUUCUUUCCUUUUGCAGAAGAUGCCAAUGAUAUGUACUGCAUUCAAGCGGUCGAGGCUGAAAACGAGGAAGCACUGCACAUCGUCGAAGGAGAGAAGGUCUAUGUAAUUGAGCAUAGCAACUCUGAGUGGUGGUACGUGAAGCGUUCGUGGUCUGAAGAGCGAGGCUUCGUUCGACGGGAGUAUCUGAUGGAUGCAGUCACCUACCCGCAAUACGUGCAAAAAACGCUUAACGAGAAGAUUGAUAAGCUACCAAUCUUUGAGAAACCGGCGGCCAAUGAGAAACCACUGGCGCCAAAGAUCGUCGAGAAGCUGCAACCGAUCAACACACAGGAUGGUUACACCGUUCAGUUCGAGUGCAAGGUGGAGGGAUUCCCUCGUCCGUCGAUAACAUGGUUCCGCCAGACGGCCGUCAUUAAGCCGUCACAGGACUUCCAAAUUUAUUACGACGAUGACAACGUAGCGACUCUGAUCAUUCGAGAGGUGUUCCCAGAGGACGCGGGCACGUUCACAUGCGUUGCAAAGAACAUUGCCGGCUUUGCGUCGAGCUCAACGGAAUUGAUUGUGGACUCGGUUACCUCGGACCACGGCUCGGAUGUGGCGACCCUGUCACGAAAGAGCAUGUCCCGUGAAUCAUCGCUGGCUGACAUUCUUGAGGGCAUCCCGCCGACCUUCUCACGUAAACCGAAGGCCCAAUACGUAGACGCCGGUACGGAUGUGUUGCUCGAGUGUCGUCUGGUGGCCGUUCCCGAACCGGAUAUUCAAUGGUUCUACAAUGGAGUGGAGAUUUCCAGCAAAGAUAACGUGCAGGUAGUAGUGGAGUCCGACAUGCACAUGUACUGCACGGUGGUACACAUUAAGGGUAUCGAUAAGGUGCAGGAAGGCUCCUACCAAGUGGUGGCACGCAAUCGCGAAGGAGAAUCUUCGCUCGAUAUUAUGGUGAAGGUGAAAACCGGUGUGCAAGAGCCACCACAAAUUUUAGAACCACUAAAGAGCAUGAGCAUCCGUCAAGGAGAGACGGUCGUGCUGUCCACACAGGUCGUUGGUAAUCCUGCCCCGGAGGUGGAAUGGUUGAAAAAUGGUGUCGCUCUGGAUGUGCCGACGCAGGUUGAUCGGAACAUGUACACCGUGACGCUCGUUGCACCGACGCAUGAUAACGCCGGCGAAUACACGGUUCGUGCUAAGAACUCGGCUGGCAGUGUCGAGACUACAGCAUUCCUGACGGUGGAUGACUCGAAUGUGGGCAACCCGCAGGCGCCGCUCUUCCUUGAGCGCUUUGAGGAACAGAACGUUGCCCAAGGAGCAACAAUUAAGCUCCCUGCUAAGGUCACUGGUAAUCCAGUGCCAGAGAUUCUGUGGUUGCGCAACAAUAACACGCUGCUUCCGUCGAAACGCGUGAAGCAGGCAUAUGAUGGGGAGAAUAUUGAGCUGCUGAUUAACAAUGCGGACUCGGAGCAGGAUUCGGGCAACUAUAAGUGCAUUGCCUCGAACACGAUCGGCAAGGCUUCGCACGGAGCACGGGUAACAGUCGAGGUGGAUAAGGUUACAUUCACGAAAAAACUAAAGAAGACGAUCACAAUCGAAGAAAGUAAGGCGGUAACGCUCGAGUGCGAAACAUCGCAUACCGUCUCGACGAAAUGGUUCCACAAUGAUAAGGAGCUGAGCGGUAUGGAUCAUCGAAUGAUCGUGCAGGAGGGCAAGAUCCACAAGCUGAACAUCAAGAACCCGACCAUCAACGACACGGGCGUCUACCGGUGCACGGUGAAAGGGCAGCAGACAGAAUGCAGCCUGACCGUGAUCGAGGCGAAACCAGAAUUCCUCCGUCGGCUCGACGACGUUGAAACGAAGGAGAAAGAGAAUGCCGUACUUGAGGUGGAGAUAACCUCCGAAACAGCCGACGUCACCUGGUACAAGGAAGGUCGCAAGAUUGUGGAAACGACGGGCAAGUACGAGUUCAGCAAGAAGGGCAAAUCGCGCGUCCUCUACGUUCGCAAUACAUCCGUGCACGAUGAAGGUGAGUACACGUGUGCAUUGGCCGAUCAAGAGUGUUCGGCCGAAGUGUCCGUCAUUGAGCUACCGCCGGAGAUUAUCACGCCGCCACGCGAUGUUACCGUUGCUCGGGGCGAGGACGCCAUCUUUGAGCUCGAGCUGACCAAAGGUGACGCCCUGGUGCGCUGGUACCGCAACGAAGACGAACUUUCCUUCAACGGUCACGUGCAGCUAACGAUCGAUGGUAAACGACAAACGCUCAAGAUCAACCGGACUGUCGAUGCUGACGCCGGAGAUUACACGUGCGUGGUAGGUGAGCAGAGAGCCAAGGCACGGCUCACGGUCGAAAAACCGGUCGUGGACUUUGUGAAGCGCCUGCCUGAGGUGACUCUGACUACGCGGGAUAACGAUGCCGUGUUUUCGGUCGAACUUUCCGAAUCGGCCGACGUCGUUUGGUAUCGCAAUAGCAAAAUUAUCACCGAAUCAAGCACCAAGUAUGUACUGAUCGUAGAGAAGUGUGUCCGCAAACUGAUCGUUAAGAACGCCUCCGAAGAGGACGAGGAUGAGUAUACCUGCGCCGUGUCGAACGCAAAGACAUCGUCGAAACUGAAGGUAGAGAUCAUCAAGGUUGCUCCGACGAUCUUUGAAGAUGGACCGAAAACAUUCACCAUACGCAAGGACGAGGAUGUGACAUUCACCGUGAAGUUUAAUGCCACUCCGAAGCCCGAGGCCGAGUGGCGUGUCAACAAUCGUAUCAUAAUACCUUCGGCAGCAAAGUUCAUCUCAACUGUUACGGACGAAACGGCCAGCUUGACCAUCAAGCGAGCAGCCGAAGUAGAUGCCGGCGAAUUUAAUCUCAAGCUGCUCAACGAGUGCGGCGAUGCCAGCACCUCCUUCACCCUUAUCAUCAAGAAGCAACCUGGCGCCCUCGAAGCCCCCGAAGCUACGCUUAUCACGGAUGAUUCCAUUACUCUGUUCUGGAAAACACCGGCCGAUGAUGGCAACAGUCCUAUCACGGAAUACUUGCUGGAAUAUCAGGAGAAGAAUGAAAAGAGAUGGACGGAGAUAACAUCGAUCACGGAAACCACGACGACCGUUACGAAGUUGAAGAAAAAUUCCGAGUACACAUUCCGUGUCACCGCUGCCAACGAUGUGGGUAAGGGACUGGCAUCUCCCAACUCGCCCUACUACAAGAUUAUAGCUCCAAUCAAGAAGGAGGCUCCGAUUGUGAGUGAACACCUAAAAGAUGUACACGCCGGACUGGGUCAGUCGAUUACGCUUAGCUGCAUCGUAGCAGGUGUUCCUACACCGGAUAUCACUUGGUUCCGCAAUGGUCAACCGAUGAAACAGGAUGUAUCGUACGAGAACGGUGCAGCCAAAUACGUCAUUAAAUCGACCACCGUGGACAGUGGUGCCGAGUACGUUUGCAAAGCGACGAAUGAGAUUGGCAGCGUGGAGACCAGUUGUAAGGUGAUUAUCGAAGAGAAACCUUCGCUCACGGUGGACAAAAAGCAAAUCGUCCAGAAGCUGCGCGUUGGCGAUGAAUGGAAGGUUGUGGCCAAGUUUACCGGCUAUCCGACACCCGAAAUCGUUUGGUAUCGGGAGGAAGAGGUCCUAUCAUCUAAUGCUGAACGAACCAUCGUAACAGUGGGUCAAUCGUCGACGAUUGUCAUCGCAUCGCUGGACCGUGCCGAUACGGCCAAGUACGUUGUGGAGGCACGGAAUUCGGCCGGUACGACGACGGUAGAGUUGAAGCUCAAGGUCAUCGAUAAGCCCAGCAAGCCCGAGGGACCCAUCAUCGUGCGCGAGCUCAGCCCCGAGGCGGUAGUGAUUGAAUGGAAGCCACCUUCAGAUGAUGGAGGUCUCGAGAUUUCGCAAUUUACUAUCGAGAAGUGCGAUGACGCGAACAAGAACGCCUGGAUCAAGGUGGCCGAGGUACAGAAGAACAUUAAAUCGUAUUGCAUCCAGAAAUUGAUCGACAGCACGCAGUACCACUUCCGUGUUAUCGCGCAAAACCCGGUCGGUUGUUCGGAACCACUAGAGAGUGCCACGGUGAAAAUUCAGCAAACGCUCGAAGCACCGUCGCCACCACGUGGACCGAUCGAAACGUCCGGUAUGACGAGCAAUUCGUUUACGCUGACGUGGCAACCAUCCGAAUCAAACGGUGGUAGCAAGAUCACGGAGUAUAUCGUAGAAGUGAAGGAAUCAAAGAAAAAGGUCUGGAAGAUCGUUGGUACAACUAGUGCCUCUGAAACGUCGUUGCUGAUCGAAAAUCUGGCUAUGAACAAGGCGUAUGAUUUCAAGAUUUCGGCCAAGAACAAGAUUGGCAUUAGUGAACCGCUCGUUACGGAAGAAUCCAUCGUAGCAGGAAAAGAAAUCACCCCACCAUCAGCUCCACGAAAUCUGCGUAUAGUGAAUGUAACCAGCAAGAGCGUCAAGCUCGAAUGGCAGCAGCCGGAAACGAAUGGGGGAUCAGACGUUACCGGGUAUAUUAUCGAGAAGCGGCUCACCACCGCUACGCAGUGGACUAAGAUCAAAACGCUCGAGUCGAACUGUCUUUCGUACUGCGUGGACAAUAUGAAGGAAAAAACAGAGCUGGUGUUCCGGAUUUUCGCCGAGAAUGCGAUCGGUCUGAGCGCACCUACUGUAUCGGAGAGCAUCGUUCUCAAAUCACAUGCCACUGUUCCAUCCCCACCAACUGGCCCCCUGGAGGUGCGAUACCUUGGACCGAACAUCAACAUCGUUGAAUGGGGCAUUCCAGAGUCGGACGGUGGAGCACCACUCGAGGGAUAUAACAUUGCCAUCCGCAACGCGAAGAAAACGAUGUGGAUGGAAGUUGGGCGUGUGACGGCCGAUUGUCAGUCCUUCAACAUUAAGGACCUACAGGAAAGCGAAGACUAUCUGAUUCGCAUUAUGGCACGCAAUGAAGUCGGUAUCAGCGAUCCGUUAGAAUCGGAUGAACCGUACACUGUUCAGCUGGGUGCCGCUCCUGACGAUGUACAUGAUGAAACAACGAGAGACUUCUCGGAACCGACUGGCACGAACACAUCAUCCUGGUUGCGCGAGCAUAACAUGACGGCUGACAUCAACAGCUAUGCCCGCCAUAAGUUGCUCAGGAGAAGCGAGUACUUCUUCAAGCUUUGGGUCAAUGCCAAGAACCUCUUCAAGUAAUCUAUCGAACGAUAUCACAAAACGUCACAAUCAUCAAUCGCUCUUCUCCCAUAUACCAUACCCCGGCUUGGGGGGAGGUGAAAAUAGCCAACACCAUAUGUUUUGUAAAUCUUGUUUGUAAUAUGUUUGUCUAGCAUCAAUGAUUGUUAUCCAGUAGCUGCUAAAAUAUCAAAAGAAAUCGACAGAAAAAUGUGCAAAAACUGUGAUAAAAGAGCACUAGCAGCAGAGCAUUACUACUACAGCGAUGAAAGGGUCCUUCUGAUUGCGAAUCAACUUUGGAGAAGUAGAACAAUCGAAUAAGUAGCUUGUUUUUAGAAAUCGAGCCAAAGAAGAACCGUAUGCAGAAAUAGAUGCAAGAGAGAAACUAACAACAUAUACGAUCAACCGCUGAUCAUCAACAUCAGCAACGACACGCAGCAAAACGACAGGGCAUCCCACAGGCUAUCUGUAUGCCCGGCUGCGUUGGAGUAGUUUGUAAUAGUAGCGAAGUGGGGAAAAUGAAAAACCAAACGAGCGCGGAAAAUAAGAGACC